AUGGUCGAUCUCGGCAGUGCGAUCGGCAACAAAGACCCCCAGCGGCAGGACGAGCCUCCUGCAACUACCUGUGAUUCGAGCGUUUUGAAAAGUUCCGGUCAAUCCGACGGCGGUACUCCCCUAAAAGUCCGUCGAAGAGGCAUGAUCAACGACAAGAAGCUCACCAUCAACACCACAACUUCUUCCUCAUUCAGCUCAAAUUCGAUCAGGAGGGCAAGUGAUACACGUGCAUCAACAGCUCCUACGAGACCAGAACGUGCGCUCAGGAAGUCCUCGGAUCGCUCAGUCGAGCUUGCAUCAAGCUCGCCUGGAAGCAAAGGUAAGGAGAGCCCAACCACAAGCCCGCUUGCCCCGCCCGCGAGCGCCAGUAUCAGACGGGCAAGCUUAUCUCCCACAGAACGCAGUCCACUCGCCGAAAACAAGUGCAGUCCAUGCGUUCCAUCCGGCAGCCUUAGCUCUGCAUCAGCUGGUGCGAGCAGUGGCAGCUCGGACAAGCCUCUUCUCUCGGACCCAAGCUUCAGCUUCAAUCCCAAGUUCCAGCUUGGUCAAAAAAAUGGCAUUUCUUCUCCACGACCCGUCAAGAACAAGACAUCACCCACGAAGCCUUCGCCGACUUACAUCAGUCCCCGCACUUCCAUCGCCCCGAACUCUUCGCAUUCCAACGAGGCUUCGAGCAUGUCGCAAACACCGCGCAGUCCACGAAUCCCUACAACACCGCGAAUUCCCAGGACGCCCCUCACAGCUCGUCUUCCAUAUGCCUCAGGCCUUGGUCCUCAGUCUGCAGCUUCGUACCAAGGUGGGCUUCUCACCACCAUCACUCGCGCUGCUUCUGGCGAGAGGGUCGUAACCCAAACUCCAUCCGCUGGCUCUGGAACAGCCAGUGUGGCUGUUGCAGCCAACUGGACAAGGAACCGCAACGCAAGUAUCGCUACCGAGAUCAAAGAGUUCAUGCGAGGUGGUACUUCCGAGGUAAUCCCACGUCUCGAGCUUCGCGUUCUUGAACGGCCGGAUCAGCAGUCGGGGUUCUUCAGCUUCGACCCUGAGAAGGUCCAGCUGGAACCGGAGAAACGCCAUUCGCUGGCCGCUGCUCAGCCAAGCAUUCUGAAAGAGAAGCCUGAAAUCGCUUUGCAGGACCAGACAGAUGAUUCGUCUCCUCGUGCAAGUGCGUUCGCGAGAUCUUUGGCUCUCGAGAAGCUCAAGAACAAACGCGUGUCAAGAUCGACUUCGAUUGGCCGAAGAGGAUCUACAACUCGUCACAGUGGAAACUUUGACGGGCUCUCUUAUGUGGGCAAAGACUCGUCUCGCCGCGAGAGGAGACGGACAGGAGCUUCGGUAGUCUCAGGACACUCUCGUCGAUCUGACCGUUCAGCCAAGUCGAAUCGCUCUGGGCUUAUCCGACGGACUUCCACCCCCAUGAUAGGAGCCGGAAGCAUCGAAUCGACUAGACCCUCGUUUGUAGACCGAAGGCUGUCUUUAGCACCUUCGUAUCUGCGCGGACCUCUUGACGAGACCAUGCAGCUUGACAGCGAGGAAUCUGAAAACGAAGAUGACCUCGUCCACGAGCUGCACAGCCGCGUCACCAACAUUCACGAGGCAAAGCGAUGGAUUCUGAGCCACCACAAUCUAAACAAUAUCAAUGUGUCAGCGACCAGCAGAGACGUUCAAGACGAACAGCGCUCGAUAUCUGCCAUGCGACGUCCUACUUAUGCAGCCUCGGUUUUCCAGCAGGCACGCCUGAUGGAAGCUGAACGCCAAGCUGUGGUCGCUCCGGCGUCGUCUUCCGCUCUCGACGUCUACGCAUCCGCUGCCAAUAUGCCCUUCACGCCGUUCCCUCAGACUCCAGGAUUUCCCAAGACUCCGCAUACUGCCUUUCCCGGGGGCACUGUGGAAGAAGGCAAAGAGCCCCUCGCUCGUCCAGAUACUGCAGCAGCUGUUCUACCUGAACCUACUUGGAAGCAAAAGACGGCUCACUAUCUCACAGCACCUUGGCGCUUCGUCCAGAGACAGAUUUCGCCCAAAUAUGUGCUUACCAUGGUGGACCCACGCGAGAUUCUGUUCCCGAUAACGCUCCGCAAAAUCGCGCUGUGGUUCAUUUACGGAGGUAUCAUUGCUAUGCUCGUACUGCUCGACCGCUACUACCACUGGUGGGCCAAGCUUGAUCAUGUAGUGCACGGACAAAACCUGGCUAUCAUGGGCGUGCUCUACGGCUUUGAACCCACCAUGAUUGUCAUUAUCAUGCUUGUGGCGCGUGUUCCCGAUGCGCGCAUUGUACCCGACCGUACCGUACUCGUGCCUCGUGGACGUGAGAGAAUCCAUUAUCUCUCGGACGAAGAGGAGUCGAAACACAGCACGAGCAGCGACGAAGAGUCGGUGGCGGACGCAGACAUGGCAACUCAGAUGCACUCGACCAUCUUGGAAGAAGAGCACGACGAAGAUGGCGGAGCGCAACCCGAGUCGCAGGGUCAGGAAACCAGUAUCGUUGAUCGAAAAAGCCGGCGUAGUUCAGGGGGGUUCCCUGAUCUCCAACAGCCACCAAUGCAUAGUGCGUCGAUUUACCAUGCGCCUGCCUCUGGUAGGUCGGACGAGCGAAGAGGUAGCGAAGCGGCGCAUAACUCCUGUGCUCUACAGGUACCUCGAACGCCUGGAUUUGAUCCUCGCAACAGAAGGAGUACCAUCAUCCUCCGUGAGCCUCUGAUCAUUGACUCUGUGAAUGUCGACCUUCAGGCGCUAGGAGAACGUCGACCUAGCACUGCUUCGCAUCAACUGGUUCUGGCCAGGACUGCAAGCAGAGACUCGCGGCGCAAUUCGUACUUUAGUAUGGUGGCUGCUGCUGCUGGGGCUCGACCCGGCGGCGCUACACUCGGUGCUGAGGCGGCUGCUGUGAGUGAUCUUUACAUCAAGAAAGACGGCAAGGACCUCAUUGCCAACCACAGCGACUCGAGUGCCGGACUUGACGAGAAGAAAGCUGUCGACGUGAUCGACAGCGACAAACCAGACGACGUAAGGAUCGCGAUGGACUCGAUCACGCAUCCAUCGAUGACAGAAUCCAUCGCGCUCGUGAUCCCUUGUCACAAUUCCGACGUUGAAGUUCUCAAAGCGGUUCUCUUUGCAGCAUUGGUUCAUUUCGACCCGUGGCAGAUCUUUGUUGUCGACAAUGGCAACUCGCCACAGCCUCCUACAGACAUGGAGAGCUCCAUCCGUUCACAACCCAUGUUUGCGCGUGUCAACUACAUCUGGUUACCCGUGGGUAACAAGAACAUUGCCCAGUUUGUCGGUGCAAAGGCGGCCGCUGUACUCAACCUCGACUACGUGCUCACCAUCGACGACGAUGUCAUCAUUCCGGCCAACUUUGCUGCUCCCAUGCACAUUAUCUCGGAGAUCGUCACAGCGGUCUGCUAUCCGAUCACUGCGGUUGACCACAAGGGCGACCGUCCACUGUUCGUUGGAUGGCAGGACCUUGAGUACAAGAUGUCGGCUCUCGCCAAGAUGGCCGAAUCUAGGAUGUGCGGUGUGCUGUUUCCGCAUGGAGCGGCAAGCUUCUGGAAGCGCGAAACAAUGAUCGCUGUAUUGCGCAGACACGAUCUCAUCUACUUUGCUGACGAUGUCAAGAUGGGUCUCGAGCUGCAGGCUAUUGGCCAACGUAUGGGUAUCGAUGCUAGCAUCUCGUUCGAAACGGUGGCACCAGAGACGUUCCUCGGACCACCGACGGCUGGAACGCCCAACUACUACAAUCAGCGCGUACGAUCCUGGGAGAUGGCUCGACAUACGCUUUACUGGCAAUUCUCGAAACGGUUUCUCUUCUCGCUCAACGGUGCGCGCACUCCAGUCGCCAUUGGGUGGCAAAAAUUCGCGCAGUUCUACAACUCGACAACCAACUUUAUCGACUGGAUUCGCUUGCCCAUGUUCAUCUUGCUCGGCGCAAGUGGUCAGUUUUGGCUGCGAAGCUUUGCGUUCAUUGUUUUCCUUCCAGUAGUGCCUCUGCUUCCGUAUCGCUUUAUCAAGACGCGCAACCGUCCCGAUCUGCACCCGCACUUGAUCGACAUGCUCACCUACGGCAUCUACAAGCUUAUGUACAGUGUUGUCUGCGUUUUUGGCGGUAUUCGAUCCAUGCUGGUGUUCUUCCCCAAUCACGGACACAAGCCGAACCUGGUCGAGAUGGAAAAGAAACAGGAUCCGAGAUGCAUCUGGUUGAGGGACGACUUCAUGAAGAACAGCGGUGGACAGGGCGACUUGAGAGAUGAACCUCAGCAGAUCAUGUUGGAUGAUGCAGCGGCUGCAGUGGCUGCAGCAACGGUGGUACAGAUGGCCAAAGAGCAGCACGAGGUGGCAGAGGCGGGAAGGGUGAAUGCACUGCCUUCGAUCGCCGCAACUUCAGAUGCGACGGUGGCGGUAUAG
Messenger RNA from Mycosarcoma maydis (corn smut), 4395 nucleotides. RefSeq lists its product as uncharacterized. The record is from RefSeq and is a predicted model, not a curated record. Lineage: Eukaryota; Fungi; Basidiomycota; Ustilaginomycetes; Ustilaginales. The transcript has a single exon. Bases 1 to 4395 code for a protein of 1464 amino acids.